AGGCGGGAGGGUUGCAAGGAGGUCUGGGGGCAGGCUGUCUGUCCCCGGAGGCCUCCUCCUCCUCCUCCUGACGCGGGCUCUGCACCUGCUCCUGCCUCUUCAGCUUCUCUCGCCUUUUCUGGGCGCCCUUUUGAGCGCGCGCUGGGGGCUUUGCGCCUCUUCUUCUUCUUCUUCUUCCCCUGUGACUGUGAGGAAGGCUAGUAGUAGUAGUAGUAGUAGUAGGUGCUGCUGAAGCCGCCUCCCCUUUGCCUUAGGAAAGAGCUUAGAGCAACAACAAAAGGCAGCCAGGAGAAACUUUUCCCACGGGGAGGACCUUCCUCCUCCAAGCAGCAUGGCCCUCUCUGGCCCUCGGUGGGCCCCUCGGCCUGGCCCCCUCCUGCUCCUGCUCCUGCUCCUGCUCUUGCCUUUGGCCGCCCUGCCUUCCAAGCUGAACAUCCCCAAAGUCCUGCUGCCCUUGGCGAGGAGCACCAAGAUCCACUUCACCCUGGAGGCGAGCGAAGGCUGCUACCGCUGGACUUCCACCAGACCAGAGGUUGCCAGCAUAGAAGCUAUAGAACAAGACAACCGCCAGUGUUCACAAAAGGCUAUUGUCCAAGCGAAAUCAUCCCAAGUAUCACGUCUAACAAGCAUUAUUUUGGCUGAAGAUAUUUUGACUGGUCAAGUGCUUCGCUGUGAUGCUAUAGUGGACAUAAUUCAUGAGAUCCACAUUGUGUCCACUACAAAAGAAUUGUAUCUAGAGGAUUCACCACUGCAAUUGAAAAUUCAAGCAUUAGAUUCUGAAGGAAAUACUUUUAGCACUUUGGCGGGGCUUGCUUUUGAGUGGAUGGUCAUGAAAGGUCCAGAAAUGAAUGGAUUUUCAGAUUCUCACAAUGCACUCAGGAUCUUGAAGUUCUCAGAAUCAACAUAUACACCACCUUCCUAUAUAUUAGAGAUGGAAAAAGUCGCCAAACAAGGAGACAUUGUUUUAGUGUCUGGAAUGAAAACAGGGAGUUCAAAGCUAAAAGCAAGAAUCCAGGAACCUGUUUAUAAGAAUGUACCUGCUGCUGAAGUCAGAUUGUUUAUUUUGGAAAACAUCAUUCUAAAUCCAGCUUAUGAUAUCUACCUGUUGGUAGGAAUGUCUGUACAAUAUAAAGUUGAGAAAAUAAGACGAGGGAAGAUUACAGAGCUUCUGAUGCCUUCUGAUCACUAUGAACUACAGCUUCAAAACAACACAUUCAGUCCUGGUGGAGAACCAGCCUGGCCUGUUGCCAGGCUGGAUCAGGCAACAUCCACAGUUACUGCACUACAACAGGGACAAUCUAACAUUGUACUUUCCCACAAAAGCAUUUCAAUGCAAGGUGCUUCCAAAUUACCAAAUGGCACCAUUUAUGUUGUGCACCCCGGAUAUUUAGGAUUUUUAAUUUGUCCAGGGGACAGUUGGGUCUUGGAAACAGAAAGGCUUAUGAAAUCACUAUCGAAGUAUCGAUAAAUCAAGCAUAAGGUGUAUUUAUCGAUGUAAAAUCUCCGAAUUGAUGUGCCUUUCCCAAAGGAAUACUUCAAGAUUCUCCAGUCCUCUUUGAACGGUUCAUAUCAUUAUGUGAAAGUGAUGAAGGAGGGUCACACUGUUAUUAGUGCUACAUUAAUCUCUAUUGUAGAUCAGGAUGGAGGUGUACACACAUUACCUGUUCCAGUACAAAACUCACAAGAAGUAGACAUCUAUGUGCCAAUUUCACUUUUGCCAAGCAUUUUGACAUUUCCAUGGCAGCCAAAAGCAGGAGAAUAUCAGUAUACAAUAAAGGCUUAUGGGGGAAGUGGCAACUUCACCUGGUAUUCAUCUGAUCAAAACAUUGCAACAGUAACAGUUAAGGGAGUAAUGACAACUGGAAAUGAAAUUGGUGUUGGUACGAUACGUGCCAUUGAUGUUCAAAAUCCACUGCAUUAUGGGGAAAUGAAGGUCUAUGUGACAGAACCCAGUGGCAUGGAGUUCACACCUUGUCAAGUUGAGGCACGUGUGGGUGAGAUAUUGGAGCUGCCUCUGAGGAUUAAUGGCCUAAUGAAUGAGGAAACCAGUCAGAUGGUCACCUUGAGUGAUUGCUCACAUUUUGAUUUAGUGGUUAAUAUUGAAAACCAUGGUGUAUUCAGGCCAAUUGAAGGGAGGCUGAAGCCAACCCCUGAGUUCUGCAGUGGGGUCAGAGUUAAAGCUGAAGGCCAAGGAUACACUGAACUUAUAGUCAGUUAUACACAUGAUCAUAUUCACCUCAGUGCCAGUAUCACUAUAGCUGUCUACCUGCCACUGAAGACUGUUGAUCCUGUUACUGCUGCUUUGGUAACUUUGGGAUCUUCCAAAGAUAUAAUGUUUGAAGGAGGACCCAGACCUUGGGUUCAAGAGCCAUCAAAGUUCUUCAGGGAAGUUAGUGCUGAACAUCCAGAGGAUACUGGUUUAUCUUUAGUAGGACCACCAGCAACUAGGAAUCCUUUUCAGCACUGGGUCAGAGCAUCUUGCAGAGCCCUGAGUGAACAAGUAAUAUCAUUAACAAUUGGAAACAAGCCCACUGUUACUAAUCCGUUUCCAGCUGUUGAAUCUGCUCUUAUGAGGUUAAUCUGUGCCACUCCUUCCCGAUUCACUUUGGUACCUAUAUAUGCAAAUCCUGAACUAGGUCUCUCCUGUCCCUUUCUUCAUCAAAAUAAGCAAGGGAUUCCUGUCUCAAAUUAUCGCAAUCCAGUAUUGGAGUUGGAGGUUUAUGAUCAACAGGGGCGUAAAUUUGACAAUUUUAGUUCUCUUAAUAUCAUCUGGGAAUCAACAAAAUAUUCAUUAGCCAACAUAGAGGCCGGUAUGCUGCUGGAGAUGACUGUGAAAGAUCAUGGAAGCAAUGAGAAAAAAAUGCGAGGUUUGCAAACAGUUUUAGUUAAGCAUAAACCUGGAACAACGACGAUAUCUGCUACUGCAGUUGGAUAUGAACACUUUCAUCUUGUUACCAACGAAGUGAAUAAACCAUAUGAACCUCUUAUACCUGUAUCUGCAACUAUUGAACUAAUACUUGUGGAAGAUGUAAAAGUGAGUCCUAAAGAAGUGACCAUUUAUAAUCAUCAAGACAUCAAGGUUGAACUGCUCAUUAUGGAGGGCUCUGGAUAUUUUUCAAUUAAUACCAGUGUUGUCAACAUUGUAAAAGUAGCUUAUGAAGAAGUUCAAGGUGUUGUUGUGGUGCAUCCAUUACAUCCAGGUUCAGUAUCUAUAAUGAUCCAUGACUUGUGUCUUGCUUCUACUAUGAUUGCCAAAGCUGAAGUGUAUGUUUCUGAUAUACAUGAAGUACAUCUGGGAGUUGUUGACAAGGUAGAAAUUGGUAAAAAAGUUAAAGCUUUCAUCAGAGUGAUAGAUGCUUCCAAGAAAUACUUUCCAGCUAAAUACUUCACCUUCAUGGACUUAAACCUUAACUCAGCAUCUCAAAUUGUUUCCUUAAAAGCUCUCAGUGAAGCUUCUGAUGAUCACACUGCUGUUUUUCUAGUUCAUGGCAUUGCCAUAGGUCAAACCAGUCUUACAGCUGUUGUCACUAACAAAUAUGGAGAGAGAAUCAGUUCAGCUCCACAGCAGAUUGAAGUUUUUCCUCCUUUUAGACUGAUACCAAGAAAAGUAACCUUGCUCUUAGGUGCAGUGAUUCAGAUUACCUCUGAGGGAGGACCACAGCCUCAAUCCAACAUUGUCUUCUCCAUCAGCGAUACCAGUAUUGCCUCUGUGAACAACAGUGGCCUUAUAACAGGCACAUCAGUUGGCAACAGCACUGUAACAGGGAUGGUUCAAGCUGCUAAUGCUGAGACUGGCCAAGUUGUGGUGGUUUCUCAGGAUAAAGUUGAAGUCGAGGUAAUUCAGCUUGAGGCUGUUAGAAUCCAUGCACCCAUUACACGAAUGAAAACUGGCACUCAGAUGCCAGUGUAUGUGAUGGGUAUCACAAGCAAUCAAACUCCUUUUUCAUUUGGCAGUGCAGUGCCAGGAUUAACAUUUCAUUGGUCUGUCACCAAGCGGGAUAUCCUUGAUGUCAAAUCAAGAUUUACUGAGGCUUCUGUUCAGCUCUCCAUUCAGAAUAACUUUGCUAUGGAUGUUUAUGGAAAAGGGAAAGGAAGAACAGGACUGAAGGUUGUUGUCAAAACCCUUGAUCCUUCAGCUGGACAAUUUUACCACAUGUCAAGAGAAUUAUCUGAUGAAAUCCAAAUACAGGUAUUUGAAGAUCUAAUUAUUAUGGGGGUAGAAGUAAGACAGAUCUUAAUGUCACCCAAUUCCUUUUAUAAAGUCCAAACCAACAGGGACAGAGUUGCUUCUCUGAGUUACCGUGUAUUGAAUGAUCAAGAUACUUUCCCUGUGGUUAAGGUUGAUGAGAGUGGCCUUCUUAAGUCUAGAUCUCUGAUAGGGCUGUCAACUUUAGAAGUAAUUUCACAAGAACCAUUUGGAAUCAACCAGACUCUUAUUGUUGCUGUCAAGGUGGCUCCUGUUUCUUACUUGCGAAUAUCCAUGAACCCAGUUUUUCACACUCACAGCCAUGAAGCAUUGAUGACAUUGCCAUUGGGUAUGACAGUGACUUUGAUGAUCCACUUCCAUGACAACUUUGGAGAUACUUUCCACUCACAAAAUUCUGUCCUUGGAUUUGCAAUAAACAGAGAUGAUUUUGUACAGGUUGGGAAAGGAGUCUCCAACAACACUUUGAUAAUCCGAACAAUGAAUGUAGGCCUGAGUUUGCUAAAGGUCUGGGAUGCAGAGCACAACAAUAUGGCAGAUUAUGUGCCUCUUCCUGUGCAAUAUGCCAUCUAUCCAGAGCACAUAGAUAUUAUCAUAGGUGAUGUUAUUUGCUUAACCUCCUCACUGGUAAAUCAAGAAGGUUUGUCAGGAAUAUGGAGUUCUUCUUUGAACAGUAUUCUUCAGAUUGAUCCAAAGACAGGAGUAGGAGUAGCAAGGAAUUUUGGAACUGUCACAAUAUAUUAUGAGAUUCCUGGAGUACUAAAGACAUACAGGGAGGUGUCAAUUAAUGUACCUGAGAGGAUUGUAGCAACUCAUGUGAGUGGGCUAAAAACAAUUUUGCAGGGCACUUCAGCUUCUAAAGUGAUCAUUAAAAUUGGACAGAGAAGUAAAAAUAUGAAAGGAGAAUGUUCUCCUGCUCAAAUUGAAGUAAUUGAAGAAAUGAAACCUCAGUCUAUUAUCAGCUGCCAACUUCAUUUCAACAAUGAUAUAUUUGAUCUCCCAGUCUCAGAGGUUUUUACAGCAGAACCUGGGUUUGAUGUAGCUUCAGGACACUAUACUUGUUCCAUCACAGUACAGAAACUUACUGACAAACAGCUAAAGCAACUCAGCAUGAGCAAAACCACUAUCAUUGUUACAGCUUCAGUCCUGGACAACCAUUUCUCCAUGGAGCAGAUCAGCACUGAAGUGCCAUUUAAUUCAGGAUUUUUUGCUAAUCAGACUGAAAUUAUCCUAAGUAAUCAUUACACAAGUUCUGAUGUGAAGAUCUUUGGAGCCAUUGAGAUUCUCGAGAAUCUUGAAGUGAAAUCUGGCUCGCCAGUUGUGGUGGCAUUAGAGAAGGAGAAAUCCUAUGGAUUGCCCAGUUAUGUAACAUAUACUGUUGCAUUAUCAGACCCCAGGCUCACAAGCAGAGGGUCUUUAUCUACUACGCUUACUGUAUCCAGCACAGUGACUGACCAAUCUAUCACUAUCCCAGUGACAAUUAUCUAUGUGUCUGACAGGAUUCCAUCUUUGAGACAUGGACCAGGUGUAUUCCAGUAUUUCCUUGACUCCUAUCAAGCCAUGUUUUUUACUCUUUUUGCUCUGUUAGCAGGGAUGGCAGUUAUGAUCAUAGUGCAUUAUGCUAUAUUCUCACCAAAAGAACAGCAAACCCAUCCAGCUUUCAUCCCAAGGACAAGUCCUCAGCACAGACAAUAUGCAGGAAUUCCUCUUACAUCUGUAGGUUCUAACAGUCCUACAUCUUCAAGCAAUGGAAACAUCUCUCCCACGAGGUUAUGGAGUCCAGGAUAUGCUUCCCAUUAAAGAAGCCUAUUUUCUACACAAAGACUCUUACUUUGAUUUUUAAAUGCUAAUGCCUUUACUAGUUGUUAGUUGAAUGUCAAAUGGAAGUUGUUAAUGCUUAAGCUUAUAUUUCUUUUUCAAGAAUGCAACAUAAUUAGAGUAUAUUCCUUAAUACACAUGUCUAUAAUACUUCAGUUGUUUAAGAUCUGUUCCUGUAUGAUCAAUCAUUGAGUGCAUGGUCCAGUAUUUGUGCUGAGAAAGCUUGACUUCCCCCCCCCCCGCCCCCGAUUUACAAACUUCAGUUCAUUUGAGCUAUAUCUUUUGUUUGUCAGUAUAGAUGCAUAGUACUACAUUUGUCCAUUUACGUCCUGUGGAUAUUAUAGUUUUAUAGUUUUAUAAUGAGGCUUAAGGCUGGCAAAGAAUGGAGGCAUAAUAAUUAAAACAUGAGCCAAAAAGCAUGAAGGAGUAUACUUUCCUAAAGGAUUAAAAUUUUAGCGUAACUUCAAAUUUUAUUAAUUUAUUUUGAGACUCAGGAAUGAACUUGCUGCACUGACACAAUUUUGCACUGUUUGGCCUUACAAAUAUUUGAAUUUCUCAGUUCUCAGUUUAGAGAGUAGUUAUGCUUGUAAUAACUAUGAAUGGCUGUGCCGUUUUUGUAGGAAUGGGAACAUAAUAGCUGGUGGAGCACAAAGACCCUCUGCCAUUUGUUGGUAAACUUUUUUUUUAAUUAUAUGCUAUUAUAAUAUUAUGCAGACCAACUUUUUUUUAAAAAAAGAAUUUAUUUUAAGCAUUUUAAAAAAAUGUUAAUAUAAAAAUAGUUCUUGCAAAUGUUAAAUACCUCAAAAGAACCGAAUCUCUGUGUACAUCUGGUGAUCAUUAUCAGUUACAAGGAUCAGCAACAUUUAUUCUUAAAAUACUGCACAAAUCUGAAUACCAUUGAAAUGUGAAUUAAAGACUGCACACAGAAGUACAGUCCAUUUGGUGUUGUUUAUCACCAGGUAAUUCAUAUAACAGUUAAUAUUUCAUUUUUGUUACAUUUUCUGUAAUGUUAAAAACUAUGUGCAUAUCCCAGCUUUACUUGAAGUUAAUGCAAAGUUACUGCCGGUUGUUAGGUAGCACAAAAAUUCACCUAGAGAAUACACACUUCAGUGAUUUAUAUAUACGGCUGAUCCAGUCAGUACCUCACCUAAAUAUAUACUGAAAAAAUUAUAUUAUAAAAUUUAUAUUAUAAAAUUGCAGCUGUCUGUGAGUCACAGAAGGGAUUUCUUAUGGACUUUUACUUUCUUUUCUCCUGCCAUUGCUGCACAGAGCUGCAAGCUUUUGUUCAGUGGCUGUAACAUAGCCACAAACACAAUUCUCAGAUCUUGUAGCAAUAAGGAGCUACAGGUUCAAUGGGGAAUAAUUGUUUCUAAAUUCCAGUUUACUAGCCUGUAUCUUUGGAAAUGUAUGGAUAUCCAGUAGUUCAGAGGUGGCCUUCUGGCAAAAGCAAUAAGCCCUUCUGUAAAUCCAUCUUUACCAACUAGCCAGAAAAUAAGGCUGACAAUAAAAUACAAAAAUAAAGUGUUUGGAGAGGUUGGAAUUUUUAAAAUGCAGUGUUACCAAGAGACUGUCUGCAGUAUGUAGUCUUAAGAUAGAAAUAUUUCCUAAUUUCUGAUAUAAAAUAGUAUUGUGUGCUGAAAUUUCAUCAGGUACCUUUCCCAUCAGCCAUAAGUAAUAAGAAACAGAAAAUCUCAGGAACUCUUUAAGUCAGGUAGAUCAAUCCUGAAUAGAACUGGAGGGGAGCGCUGAGGUGUUGUGUUCUUCCUGCCCACUCCCUGUUUUUCCCAGAGAAAGUGUUUGCUUCCAUUGGUUAAAACGCAUGACAUACCUAGGACUUACUCCAAGUUGAUAUAGAUGAAAGGCUACAAAUCAGGUCCUUCUCCUGGAAACAUAGUGGCUCUGAAUCCAGCAGAUCUCAAUCUGGCCCCAACCAGCAAACAGACCACUAUGUUGCACAAUUUUCUACUCAUUCUCCCCACCAGUGGGAGAACACUGAUGCUAAAGCUUUCCUCCCCGGAACAACUGCACCAUGUGCACAGAGGUAGUGCUUCUCUUUGCUGUUGAAGAACUGCCAUGGAGGCACCAGUGCAAGCUCCUAACUAUCUUAAGCUAACAACUUUGAGAAGUUAGGACUCCACUAUAAUGAUAUGAAAGUUUGACUGUGAACAAUUCACUUAACUGUAAAUUCUACCAAAAAAAAUCUUAAUUGAUGGUAUGGAAAUUUUUGAAAGUUGUACAAAAGGUCCUGUGAAAAAAGUUGUACAUUUCUCUUAAGAAGCUGUUUUUUACUUUGUUUUUGCUGUUUAAAUUUGCCUGGUGCUUGAGAAAUAAAUAUGUGCUUUAAACACA
Molecule: messenger RNA, 8371 nt
Organism: Sceloporus undulatus (fence lizard)
Lineage: Eukaryota; Metazoa; Chordata; Lepidosauria; Squamata; Phrynosomatidae
Gene: NUP210
Product: nucleoporin 210
Exons: 40
Cellular component (GO): nuclear pore
Source: RefSeq, a predicted model, not a curated record